Limulus polyphemus (Atlantic horseshoe crab) is the source of this 1712-nucleotide messenger RNA. Its product is annotated as orexin receptor type 2-like. The transcript is spliced from 6 exons. Gene Ontology annotation, cellular component: membrane. The record is from RefSeq and is a predicted model, not a curated record. Gene Ontology annotation, molecular function: orexin receptor activity. Lineage: Eukaryota; Metazoa; Arthropoda; Merostomata; Xiphosura; Limulidae. The coding region runs from base 66 to 1319 and encodes 417 amino acids. Gene Ontology annotation, biological process: G protein-coupled receptor signaling pathway; feeding behavior.
GUCGUCUGAUAGCCUGAAGAAUAAAACUGAAAUUCCUUAUUGUUUGUAUCUACUCUCCGUUAAAGAUGGACAAAAGUGAAGUGGAAAUCAUAACAUGGCCUGAACUUUAUGAUUCAAAUACUACUAACAACAACAAUGAAACAAAUACCACUGAGCUUUGCACGAAUUCUUACUGCAUAUCGGACGAAGACUACAUUGACCUUAUUGAAGAAUACAUUUUCCCUACUCGUUAUGAGUGGACACUGAUUUUCUUCCACUUCUGCGUAUUCGUGGUGGGGUUGAUGGGAAAUGCUCUGGUUUGUAUAUCUGUGUACCGGAACAACACCAUGCAAACCGUAACCAAUUACUUCAUUGCCAACCUAGCAGUAGCCGAUUUUCUGGUGAUCCUGAUUUGUCUGCCACCGUCUGUUCUAUGGGAUGUCACUGAAACUUGGUUCUUCGGUGCUGUCAUGUGUAAACUGGUAUUGUACCUUCAGAGUGUCUCGGUGUCCGUCUCUGUUCUCACCUUAACUUUUAUAUCUGUGGACCGCUGGUACGCUAUCUGUUAUCCUCUGCAAUUCAAAAGCUCGACUACAAACGCUAAGGUUAUUAUAAUCUUUAUCUGGACCAUCUCGUUUCUUCUGGUUCUCCCAGAAGCUAUUGUUCUGGAUACCCAGAAGCAUCCGAACAUCAAGGUUGAGACAUACUACCUAACAGACUGCAGCUAUACCUGGGAUGGUCGAUAUACCUGCAUUUACCAAAUGUACAUUUUUAUUGCUCUCUAUAUUCUUCCUUUUAUCUUAAUGUCUGUCGUAUACUGCCAGAUCGCUAGAGUACUGUGGAACAGAGAUAUUCCAGGCUCAUCAGAGACAACUCUUCAUCAUCACGCUAGAAGAGGGAUCUUGAAGUCAGCAGGAAGAAGAGGGGAGCCGGAAGCAGACGUGGUUAACCCUAAUUGCGAAGGCCAGAUACAAUCUAGACGUAAAGCUGCCAAAAUGCUAAUUUCUGUAGUUAUAAUAUUUGGCUUGUGUUACCUCCCUGUUCAUCUGAUUAACACGCUCAGAUACACAGUUGGAAUUCCUCAGUCAGAUGCUACUUCUGUUGCUUCACUUCUGUCUCAUUGGUUAUGCUAUGCCAACAGCGCUGCAAACCCAAUUGUCUACAAUUUCAUGAGUGGGAAGUUCCGCAAAGAAUUUAAGAAUUCUUUUGCUUGUUUGUGUUUUCGACGAACGUACAGAGGUCGCUCUAGAAAAACCACCAACAUCUAUAAAUCCCGUUUUGCAAGUUCAACAACACACUUCGAGAACAUCAACCUCAACUCAUUUGUACAUUAUUCAUAAAAAUAAAAAUAACAAGAAAAUAAAUGAGUUAAAAUAUAUUUUGAAGUUCAACUGCUCGAUUAAGCUUAAGUGUGUUAUUAUGUUACAAUUUCUUGUGGUUAAAUUGGUACCUUCCUUACAUACCUUCAGUGACUAAUGUGUGAAACGUCAAUCCGCUGAAUUCAAGUUCAUGCAACCAAAUACCUUACUUUAAAAUGUUUUUUUUUAUAUUUCCGUUCUGGUAUUUAUUUUUGAGAUUUUUAUAUGAAUAUUGUUUUCUUAACAAAUUUAAAAACACAUUAAAUAUUACACGCAUGGAGUUUGAAACGUAUAUAAAUCUUUAAGGUCAAAAUCACGCUGUUAAAUAUUCUCAUUUUUAAGUGUCUUACUUUAGAAACUGAAGACUACCUUUGG